UCCUAGCCUACUGGUUGUUCUGGUCAGUCCUGUAUGGCCGCUUCUUUUUUUUCCUUUUAGGCGUUGCAUUGCGUGCUAAAGUAGGCUACUCUUCGACGAUAGUAGGCUACGGCACUGGAGUCCGACUCUGAUUCCUCCGUUAACAAGACCAUUAAGCAAAGGUUAUCCAGCCAUCUCAGAGCCAGCCAUGUCCGGUGGUCCACCCCCCAUGCCAGCGCCUGUGUGCCUGAUUGAGAACACAGACCAGGGCCUGCAGACGGUGGAGUCGGCCCUCAACCUCCUGCGGAGCAUUCAGCAGCCCGUGGUGGUGGUGGCCGUGGUGGGGCUCUACCGCACCGGCAAGUCCUACCUCAUGAACCGGCUGGCCCAGCAGCAGUCAGGCUUCGCCCUGGGCAGCACCAUUGAGUCGAAGACCAAAGGCAUCUGGAUGUGGUGUGUGCCUCAUCCCAUGAAAAAAGGACACACACUGGUGCUGCUAGACACUGAAGGACUUGGUGAUGUCGACAAGGGAGAUGAGAAGAACGAUGCCUGGAUCUUCUGCCUGGCUGUGUUGCUCAGUAGCACCCUGGUCUACAACAGCAGAGGCACCAUCGACAACCAGGCCAUAGAGAAACUCCAUUACGUGACGGAGCUGACCGAUCAGAUCCAGGUAAAGUCCGCAGGGGCCAGUGAACAGGACGACGACGAGAUGCCGGAGGAGUGUGAGUUUGUCCGCUUCUUCCCCAGCUUUGUGUGGGCUGUUCGAGACUUCACUCUGGAGAGGAAGAUCAAUGGUCGCGAUGUGAGUGAGGAUGAGUACCUGGACUUUGCCCUGCAGCUUAAGAAAGGUUUGUCUCCCAAGGUGGUGACCUACAACCUCCCGAGGCAGUGCAUCAGGAACUUCUUCCCGACCCGGAAGUGCUUCACCUUCCCGUUCCCGACGGAGGCGAAGAAUAUGACGCGCCUGGACUCCAUGGCUGAGGCUGACCUGGACCCGGACUUCCUGAAAGUUGCGGACCGUUUCUGCAACUAUGUCUUUGCAGAGUGUCGUGUGAAGACUGUGAAGGGAGGUCACACGGUCACCUGUAGCCGGUUCAGCCAUCUUGUGAAGAUCUACGUGGACACCAUCAACAGUGGCAAGGUUCCCUGUCUGGAGAAUGCAGUGGUUGCCAUGGCAGAGAUCGAGAACCAGUCGGCUGUGAAUGAGGGCUUCCGGCUCUAUGAGCAGGGCAUGGAGAACCUGAAGAAGAACUUCCCAGUUGAUCUCGGACCUCUCUCGGCGGAACACCAACGCCUCUCUACCAUGGCAACGCAGGAGUUCCUUAAACGUUCCUUCAAGGACACAGAGGGGAAGUACAUGGCACAGCUGCAGGAGAAAGUGGCAAAGCUCUAUGAUCAGCUAAUCAAUGACAACAUGGACACCUCCGAGAAGCUGUGCCGGAAGCUUCUCUCUGAUCUGUACGCGUCGAUGGCUGCCAACAUUCAGCAGGGCAUCUAUUCCAAGCCAGGCGGGUACGAGAUCUACUGCCGCGACCGAGACGCCAUGGUGGCCAAGUACCGGCAGCAUGACAAGAAGGGCCCGAAGGGGGAGGAGAUGUUGGAGGCGUUUCUCCAGGAGAAGAACGCAGAGGCCAACGCCAUCCUGAUGGGCGACGAGAAACUCACCGAGGCUGACAAACAAAUGGCUGAGGCCCGUGAGCAAGCAGCAGUUCAGGAGCAGCAGGCCAAGGUGGCGGCGCAGCGUCAAAAGGACCUGCAGCGCGCCCUGGAGGACGAGAAACGCAACCAGGAAGAGCGCUUGAGACGCAUGGAGGAGAAGAUGGAGGAGGAGAAACGCCUCCAGCGUGAGGAGCUGGACCGCGCCCUGGAGAGCAAGCUGAAGGAGCAGCAGGAGAUGAUGGAGAAGGGCUUCAAGGACAAGGCCGAGAUCAUGAGUCAGGAGAUCGAACAGCUUAAGAAGGAAAAGGAGAAGCAGAAGGAAGCUGAGCCGGGGUUCUUCCAGAAGGUCUUCAUGCCUGUGGCCAAGCUCGGCGCAGAUGUCCUCUCCUCCAUCCUGCAGUUCAAAGCAAUGGGCAAAAUGUUUGGCAAAGAAAAGAAGCAGAAAGCCUCCGCUGCCCUGCCAUGACAAAGCAUGAGGGUGAGAACAGAGCGGUGGAGGCUCAUUAGCCAAUAUGUGGAGCCAAAUAGUCACCUCACCAGGGCCUGAAUCUGGAGUAAGCGACUCUUGCUACGUCGACCAUAUUUUCAAAUCUAUUUCAAAUCACUGAGUUAAAGGCCGUUCACACCAGAAGUGAUAACUAUAAAGAUAACUAUAACUACAGUAUAACAAUAAGUAAAUAAAUGUGAGGAAAUAAAUAAUGCAAUUGACUGAUCUGAUCAAUCUAUUUUAAUCUAUUUUAAUUUUGAUUACGUUUACAGCGUUUCCAACUGUCAGGGUUCCCACAGAUCAUGGAAUAUCAUUGAAUUGUAGAAAGUCUAUUCCAGACAUGGAAAGUCAGGGAAUUGUAUCAUUUUUGAGGCAAAGUCAUGGACUAUUAUGGAAUAGGGGACUACUAGGGAAUUUUGUUGUAGCAGUUUAAAAUGUAUUUGCCAUUACAAAUUACCGAUUACCGGUACACUUGGUGGUUAUUUGGUUAUUAGCUUUACUGCUUGCGUGAGUAACCCAAAUGUGUUUAUUCAAUGGCUGUUUAUUCAUCUCCAGCUCUAAAUCAUCGGUUAGUAUAUUGUACUAUUCUAUAGUCAGUCAUGGAAAUUCAGGUUUUUUGUCAGGGAAAGUUGGGGAAAAGUCAUGGAAUUUUACAUUUGACUUAGAACCGUAUCCAUCCCCAGAUCUCUGUCAUGGAAGUAAAGCCGGGCAGACUAAUUUCUGAUUUGUUUUGAUUUGGUAUGAGCAGACAUUUGUCAAUCUUCCAAAUCAUCUAAAUUUCCACAUCUUGUCUGUAUAGUAUACUUGAAGUCACAUGGUAUCAAUAAACAUGUUAAACCUAAA
This is a messenger RNA of Alosa alosa (allis shad), 2968 nucleotides long. Its product is annotated as guanylate-binding protein 1-like. Gene Ontology annotation, molecular function: GTP binding; GTPase activity. The transcript has 11 exons. NCBI's taxonomy places the organism in Eukaryota, Metazoa, Chordata, Actinopteri, Clupeiformes, Clupeidae. The record is from RefSeq and is a predicted model, not a curated record. The coding region runs from base 188 to 2104 and encodes 638 amino acids.